Messenger RNA from Letharia lupina, 222 nucleotides. RefSeq lists its product as uncharacterized. The transcript is spliced from 2 exons. The coding region runs from base 1 to 222 and encodes 73 amino acids. The record is from RefSeq and is a predicted model, not a curated record. NCBI's taxonomy places the organism in Eukaryota, Fungi, Ascomycota, Lecanoromycetes, Lecanorales, Parmeliaceae.
AUGCCCAUGAGCGCGAGCAAGCGAUUCAAGUACGGGAGGAACAUCAGGGAAGGAGAAGGCCUUGGUGCCGAUGGGGAGUACUUCACCAUCGAGAACGACAUAGGCAGCUGGACUGUGCCGAGCAGGGAGCAAUUCCAUGAUCAGAGGAGCAUCAUGGUCGGACUGGGAAGCCCAGACACUGGAAGCAGCGCCGUGGUGCCUGACCGGGAUAUGGCGGUGUGA